Juglans regia (Persian walnut) is the source of this 2644-nucleotide messenger RNA. Its product is annotated as wall-associated receptor kinase 2-like. Gene Ontology annotation, molecular function: calcium ion binding; polysaccharide binding; protein serine/threonine kinase activity. Bases 140 to 2263 code for a protein of 707 amino acids. Lineage: Eukaryota; Viridiplantae; Streptophyta; Magnoliopsida; Fagales; Juglandaceae. The record is from RefSeq and is a predicted model, not a curated record. Gene Ontology annotation, cellular component: plasma membrane. Gene Ontology annotation, biological process: protein phosphorylation; cell surface receptor signaling pathway. The transcript has 3 exons.
CCCACCCCCAAACUAAUUAGAAAUUCUAGUUCCACUUCCUAGCUUGCAGCCUCCAUCCCUUUAAAAGACUAGCAUGCACAAGAAGUCUUACAAGACACAAAACAACUCGAAUCCCUUAAUUCUCUGAACAGAGGGAGCAAUGGCUUUCCGUAGGAUGCUCUUGUACGUGGCAUGUGUUGUGAUGUUAUCGAAAAUGGCAGCAGCAGCAGUAGCAGCUUCAUUAGCCAAGCCAAACUGCCAGCCCCGUUGUGGAGAUGUUGACAUCCCUUUUCCAUUUGGCACAACGGAAAAUUGCUACCUUAAUAAUGAUUAUUUUAUCAGUUGUAGCAAUUCCAAACCACUGUGGGGAAAUAUUGAAGUCACCAACAUUUCCAUCGACAUAGGCGAGCUAGAAAUCUCUAUUUUGAUAGCCUAUCAAUGUUACCAAGACUCGAGUGGUGUGCCUGUGCGUGUAAGCACGCCCUUUCUCACUUCCCCCACUUCCACAAUUUCCAACACCAAAAACAAGUUCGUCGCUGUCGGCUGUGACACUUACGCCUACCUCAAUGCUUACCGGAACAAUGAAGCCUUCUCCAUUGGCUGCAUGUCUAUAUGUCGAAGUCUUAAAAAUGUCGUCGACGAAUCUUGCUCUGGAAUUGGGUGUUGCCAGGUUGAGAUUCCGAAAGGAUUGAAGAACUUUACUUUGGAAGCUGAUAGCUAUCACGAUCACAAAAAUGUCUCUAAAUUCAAUCCAUGCAGCUCUGCUUUUGUGGCUAAACAAGACAAGUUCAAAUUCUCCUCUGACUAUCUUCAACGCCUGCGACACGUUAAUGAGACUGGUCCAGUGGUUCUUGAUUGGGCAAUCGGUAAUGAAAAAUGUAUAACUGCUCGGAGCAAGCCGGAUUACGUUUGUGGACGGAACAGCGCAUGCUAUGAUCCCCAAAACAUUGAUGGGUACCUUUGCAAGUGCAAUAAAGGUUAUGAAGGAAACCCAUAUACCUCCAUCAAGAUUGUCAAGGUACAUAUUGAUGAGUGCCAAGUUCAGAAACCAGCUUGCAAUGCUACUGCGAAAUGCACCAACACUGAAGGAAAUUUCACAUGUACUUGUCCCGACGGAUACGAUGGCGAUGGAAAUAUUAACGGAACAGGUUGCAGUCGGCCUAAAGCCCGCGGCAGCCGUGCCAAGAAAAUUAUUAUUGCACUAAUUGCUAUCAGCAUCGGCCUCUCAACAUUGUUUGUGGUAGGUUCUUCAGUACAUUGUGGACUGAAGAGAAAAAGACUUCUCAAGCUGAAAGAGAAAUUCUUCCAACAAAAUGGUGGCUUGUUGUUGCAACAAAAACUCUCGAAUGAUAGAACUUCCAUGGAGACGGCCAAAAUCUUUAGUGCGGAAGAACUUGAAAAAGCUACAAACAAUUACGAUGAGAGUAGGGUACUUGGUCAAGGAAGCUAUGGAACUGUUUAUAGAGGAGUCUUACCAGAUAAUAAACUGGUCACCAUUAAAAAAUCAAAACUUUGUGAUCAGAGCCAAAUUGAGCAAUUCAUAAAUGAGGCGAUUGUGCUUAUCCAAAUUAACCAUAGAAAUAUGGUUAAGCUAUUAGGUUGUUAUCUAGAAAUAGAAGUGCCAUUACUAGUUUAUGAAUUCAUCACAAAUAUUGGAACUCUUUCAACCCACAUUCAUGAUAAAGUCCUAUCAUCCUCACUAUCAUGGAGAAAGCGUUCCGAGAUAGCAGCAGAUAUUGCAGGAGCACUUGCAUACUUGCAUUUUUCGACUUCCAUGCCAAUUAUACACAGGGGUGUUAAACCUGCAAAUAUACUUUUGGAUGAUAACUAUUCUGCAAAGGUGUCUGGCUUUGGAACUUCAAGAUUGGUCCCACUUGAUCAAACACAAUUCACUACUUUGGUGAAGGGAACUUUGGGGUACUUAGACCCAGAAUCCUUCCAUAGUAGUCAACUUACAGAAAAAAGUGAUGUCUACAGCUUUGGGGUUGUUGUGGCAGAGUUAUUGACAGGUAAGAAAACACUUUCUUUUGAUAGGCCUGAAAGUGAAAGAAGUUUGGCAGUAAUCUUUAGUUCUGCAGUAAAAGAGGAUCGCUUACAUCAAAUUCUUGAAGACCAUAUUGUAAGCGAUAGUAAUAUUAAUGAGAUAAACGAAGUUGCUAAGUUGGUAAAGCAGUGCUUAAAUUUAAAAGGAGAGGAUAGGCCAAAUAUGAAGGAGGUGGCAAUGGAGCUAGAGGGGUUGAGAAAGCAUCAACGGCGAAAGUUUGAUCUAUACAAAAGAUGCUGAUCAAUGCUGCGUCAGUACUCCACCAACACAGUACUCUUUCAGCAAUAAUGGUUGCUCUUCUACCAGCCCAACAAUGGGGUAUGAAAGUAUGAGAAACCAAGACUUGAAACCAUUAAUAUUGAACGAUGGUAGAUGAUCUGGAAACCAAGUCAGUUGCUUAUAUAUAUAUAUAUAUAUAUAUAUAUAUAUAUAUAUAUAGACACACACACACACGCUCUCUUUCAUUUUCAUGUCUAACAUGUAAUGUCUUCUUUCUACCUUCCCUUUUCUGUCAUAAAGCGUCAUUGCUAUUAGAUCAUGUACCUAGCUCGCAAUUAAAUGUUUUAAAUGAUGUUGUAGUGUUGUCAUUUUUCAUUCUGUUUUUGUGAUCUAUAAUAUUAA